GGUUGUUUCAUAGUCUUGGGGCUGAUGUUCUUGUAGGGUUUUAUACAGUGUGUGACUCAUGUACACGCACACACACACACUCAGAAAACACAUAAACCUCCCCCUUAUCGCCACACCCACAAUAGAAACUGAACUCUGCUCCUGUGAGUUUUUCCUCGCACCAACACCUGAGGAGAGACGUCCCUGAACUCACGGUAAGAGAAUAAAAAUUUGUUCUAUUUCACAUUUAUUCACAUUUAUUUCCCAAUAUUACAACAAAGAUGAAACGUACGAGGGGCUGUUUGUUUGUUUAGUUAGUAUUUGCACACUUGGCCUCCUGUUCAAACCUGUGCUCACCGAUCAUGUGUUGUGAAUUCUGACCUCCUCUCUCAUGUGACUUCUGUGAACCUUGAUUUUGCUCCCAUUUGUCUUAUGAUCCAUUUAUUAUUUAGAAAUCAUGAAUGAUGUACAAUCUGACAACAUGUGUAGAGUUUAAGCUUCCUGAUAAGUACAGAUUUGUUGUUAUAUCUGAAAACAUCACCCAUAGAUGAAAGACAGUCAGUUCUGAUACAAAUUUGUUCCUUUUUCAUAACGUGACAUUAAAAAAAUCACAAGUUUUUAAUCCUGAGAUCAAGUGAUGUGAAAAUUUGUCACGGUGAAAGUUACAUCUUUUCUGCUGUGAUUUGGUUUAAGAGGAAAAACCUCUUCAAAGUCAGAGUGAAUGACCGCAUCUGAGGCUCUUCUGAAUGUCACUGUUUCCUCUAUUAAUCGAGAUAUUUUUCUGUAAACCUGCUAAAAAAUCUUCCAAACACCGCUUUUAAAAGCCAUUUUAAGUCUUGUAACUUUGCAUCUUUUAGGUGAUUUUUGCACCUGAGAAGUUGAAUUUUCUCAUCUGUAUCAGUGUCAGUGAAAUCAGAGCCUCUGACCUCUUUAUACAUCCAUUAUCACUGAGAACUUUGUAGGUGAUCAAGCAGAGUGGAAAAUCUGAUCAGUAAAUCAUUGCAUAAUAUCAGCGACCAGUGAAGCACCAUAAUAGAAGAUUGUAAAACCAUAUGAGGUCACUGGAUGAGCUGUUUUUCAGUAAGGAGUACUUUUGUGAGACCAUUCUAUUUCUGCCCACCUGUAGAGAUGGGCAGUAAAAUAAUCUCAGUGUCUCAAGCAUUUAUGAGGCUUAAGUUCAAAGUUUAUUUUCCUGUUGAUGCAUGGGGGAGAAGAGGCCCACCUUGAAGUCGUCCACCCUUCAAACAUGUUUGAAGUCUAUGAAGUGAAGCAGUCGAAGAGGGCUGAAGUCUUCUUUUAGAUCGUACAAAUUCAGCAUUGUCUGUUUUCCCCUACAGGUUUCUGCUGUGACUUUGACUUCACCCCUAUUCUGGUUCAUCUGGAGUUUCACUACAUUGGUUUAAAGGAUGGCUUUUGAAUCUCUCCCUAUUUUACAGUAAGAACAUUAUCUUCCCACUGGUGUGUAUUUUAAGUCAUUUUUCGACCCGCCUGCAAUGUUUGAUUAGUGAUGAGCAAAAAACUAAGAAGAAAAUAACUGUUAUUAUCUUUCUGGAUCAGAAAUUAUCACAGGUUAUCUAAUGAUACCAUCCUCAUCUCCUCCUCACAUCCAAACCAGUUAAAUCUCUCUUUUCCUCUGAUUGCACCCAUGCUCACCUUCUUCAUGCUCUUCUUCCUUUUUCAAGGAUCUUCAUGGGCAUCAUGGGCUUUGGGCUCAUCAUCAUAUUCUGCACCACCUUCUGCAGGGUGUGUAGUCGCAUACGGGACGAGCAGAUUGAGAUUGCAGCUCAGAGAAAUGCUGCACAGAACCCCCAUCCCCAUUCCGUUUACUUCAUCCCUUUUCCACGAAACUUGUCGCAAGACGAUGAAGACCUUCCAAGAGUACCUCGAUACAGCCAGGCGGUCCAGAUGCCACCACAAUAUGGCACAUCUCCAUACUCAGGACCACCACCUGCAUAUAGUGAGGUAAAAAGUGCACCUAUAAAACACAUCAAUGAUCUAUAACACUCACUUCAGUCUGUAUUUGAAUUCAAACUCUUCAUUGUGUUAUUCUCUGUGUUCACCAGCUGGGAUUGAAACCUGAUGAUAUGCCCCCUGCUUACACCGAGAACAGCACUCCUCACAUAGUCUCAGUUCAACCACAGUCACAGUAACACUGAGGGGCCAGGACCAUCACUCUGUGCCUGUGUUGAUGUUAUGGACGGUCUCGACCAUGGACUCCUGUGAGCUGGCACUUUAAAAUGCUUUAAGAUGUUUUUAUUCUCAUUCUGUGUUUUUUUUUUAUUGUGGUGAUGGAUAUGUUUAAAGGAUGGAGGGAAUGAUAGCUGUAAAGGAGGCACAAGGUUAAAAGCUACAGCUCCAUAAAUAUAGAGCACACUCUCCAGGCCAAUAAAACACUCAGGAACUAAACUAUACUGUAUUUCCAUGGAUGAUGAUUGUCAAAAUGGGAAAGAUGUUUCAACCGACAACUAAAAAGGACAAAGGUUGUACCUUUGGCCCUGUUUGUUUGAUUAUGUUUGUUUUGCAUCAGUAUAAUAUGUAGGUACUAACACGCUGGGUUUAUAUCAUAGAUUGUACGUAAUUGGUGGAAUUGGUUAGUGCAAAGAAACUGAACUGAAAACCUUUUUGUUUUUUAAUCCUCUUAAUUGUGAAUAAAUAAGUUGUUUUUGGUAACUUGCCCCCUACUGGCCACUUGACAUAAUGCAGGUUUCAUAAAGUCCAUAGUUUAACUGCAGGUGCAAAAAUGAAUCAAAUGCUGCCACCAUGUGGCCUGUUAUGAAGCCAUCUGUUUUGGCUCAUGUUUAAUGAGGGGACUGCUUUUUACAGCAGUGAAAAUUUACCCACUCAUUGCACCUUUACAUUUUCAGGAUGACACAAAAAGGAACCAGCCAUUAUCAAUAUUUGUGCAUCUAUUCAAAUUUUUGCAUCUUUUUUUUUUUUUUUCAAACAAGACAUUAUCAAUGACAGGGUUUUUUCUAUUGAUGCUGAGCCUAAUUGAAAAACGUAAUUUUUUGUUUUGUUUUGGGUUUUUUUUACAGAAAAUUUAGGUUUACAUAUUUUUGAGGCACUCUGAGGUAAUUUCUCAUGUGGUUCUCUCUAUAGUUUUUCUUUUGUGUGAAAAAAAGUAAAAAUGUGCAUCAAUAAAUUGAAGCUGUAGAUGAAUAUAACCUCAACAGAGCAGGCUUGAGACUUGUGACAAGCAGUCGUGAUUUUUCGAAUGACUUACUGACGGAUUUGUAUUGUUUUAAACUCAGUCAGGAGCAACUUUCAGAAAGUUUUGAUGGUUAAAAGACACAUCAUGAUCUCUGAUGGUUAAACUCGACUGUAAAAUUCUGUUUGUAUUCCUGGCACUGUGAUUUUCUCUGUUGUCUUUUUAUUAGUUUAAAUUAGACUGGACAAACCCACUUCCAUUCCCAUGGUGCUACAGUAUUACCUGUAGAGGUAUGUAUAUAUUCAGGAUCAUCUGCAGAUGACCUGAACACGUGUAUUGCUGUUGAGAUAACUUCUUUAACAGGAGAUUUGUUCUGGAAACUUAAGUUAAAAAUGUAUUUAGCAAAUCAUGAGAAUGUGAAUGAAAUGUGAAGCGUGUGAACAAAUAUCCCAAGAGAUUUAUUCUAUUCCAAGGACAAAUAUUUUUAGACAUGAUGAAGUAGCUGGUCUACAAGCAGGUCUCUGAAUUACAUGGUUUUUAAUAUUGUACCAGGGGAUCUUUAAGUCUAAAUUAAAAAUGUGGACUUAGAACUAAAUAUUUGUUCACAUACAUUAAAUUUUAUACCUAUUUUUGUAAAUAAAAGUUCAUAAUAAAGAUGUCUUAUGCAUAUGUUGUAUAUGUGUUUCAACAGACAAUAAAUGAAGCACUGUGACUCGGGUCUAUGUUGUGUAUUCAAAUCCACAAAAUUAAAAGUUCAUCUUUAUGCUGUUUUA
Molecule: messenger RNA, 3900 nt
Organism: Xyrichtys novacula (pearly razorfish)
Lineage: Eukaryota; Metazoa; Chordata; Actinopteri; Labriformes; Labridae
Source: the annotation of a GenBank genome assembly